AUGGCGCGGGAGGGCCCCGCCGAGGAUCCAGCUGUGGCCCCCCAAAAACGCCCCCUCUGCCCCCAGACCCCAAAUCCAGAUGUUGGGGGGCCCAAAAACGGGGGUCGGAUGCUGGGGGGGGACAGUGACACAGAUGUGGAGGGGGAGGAGCCACAUCCAGAUGUUGGGGCCGCCAGAAGACCCAAAAUGGCCCUAAACCACCCCAAACCUCCAGAUGUGGCCGUGAAGACCCCAAAUCCAGAUGUUUUAGGCCCCCAAAUCGGCCCUGGGCAGUUCCUGGUGGACAGUGACACAGAUGUGGAGGAGGAGGAGCCACAUCCAGAUACCCAAAAUGGGGGUCAGAUGCUGGUGGUGGACAGUGACACAGAUGUGGAGGAGGAGGUGACAAAUCCAGAUGUUGGGGCCACUAGAAGACCCAAAAUGGCCCUAAAAGACCCCAAACUUCCAGAUGUGGCCGUGAAGACCCUAAAUCCAGAUGUUUUACGCCCCCAAAUCGGCCCUGGGCAGUUUCUGGUGGACAGUGACACAGAUGUGGAGGAGGAGACCCAAAAUCCAGAUGUUGGAACCUCCAGAAGACCCAAAAUGGCCCCAAAAGUGCCCGAAACUCCGGGUUUGGGGGUUCAGACCCCAAAUCCAGAUGUUUCCAGACCCAAAAAUGGGGGUCAGAUGCUGGUGGUGGACAGUGACACAGAUGUGGAGGGGGAGGAGCCGCAUCCAGAUGUUGGGGCCGCCAGAAGACCCCAAAUGACCCCAAAAGUGCCUGAAACUCUGGGUUUGGGGGUUCAGACUCCGAAUCCAGAUGUUGAAGAGUGCAAAAAUGGCCGUGGGAUGCUGGUGGUGGACAGUGACACAGAUGUGGAGGAGGAGGAGCCACAUCCAGAUGUUGGGAGCUUAAAACCCCCCCAAAUGACCCUAAAAGACCCCAAAACUCCGGGUGUGGUGGUGGAGACCCCAAAUCCAGAUGUUGGGGCACCCAAAAUCGGUUGUGGGAUGUUGUUGGUGGACAGUGACACAGAUGUGGAGGAGGAGGCAACAAAUCCAGAUGUUGGGAGCGUUAAAAGGCCUAAAAUGGCUCUAAACCACCCCAAAACUCCAGAUGUGGCCAUGAAGACCCCAAAUCCAGAUGUUGGAAUACCAAAAAGGCCCAGAAUGACUCCAAAUGUCCCUGAAACUCCAGAUGUUGCGGUGGAGAGUGACACAGAUGUGGAGGGGGAGGAGCCACAUCCAGAUGUUGGGAGCCCAAAACCACCCAAAAUGGCCCCAAAAGUGCCCGAAACUCCGGGUUUGGGGGUUCAGACCCCAAAUCCAGAUGUUGAAGGCUCCAAAAACGGCUGUGGGAUGCUGGUGGUGGACAGUGACACAGAUGUGGAGGAAGAGGCAACAAAUCCAGAUGUUGGGAGCCUAAAAAGGCCCAAAAUGGCCCUAAGACACCCUAAAACUCCAGAUGUGGCCAUGAAGACCCCAAAUCCAGAUGUUGGGGGGCCCAAAAAUCACUGUGGGCUCUUACUGGUGGACAGUGACACAGAUGUGGAGGAUGAGGAGCCAAAUCCAGAUGUUGGGAGCCCAAAAACACCCAGAGUGACCCAAAAUGUCGCUGAAACUCCAGAUGUUGCGGUGGAGACCCCGAAUCCAGAUGUUGGGACCUCCAGAAGACCCAAAAUGGCCCCAAAAGUGCCCAAAACUCCAGGUUUGGGGGUUCAGACCCCGAAUCCAGAUGUUGGGAUGGAACAAAGGACGCUGACGGUGGACAGUGACACAGAUGUGGAGGAGGAGGCGACAAAUCCAGAUGUUGGGAGCCCAAAAACACCCAGAAUGACCCAAAACAUCCCUGAAACUCCAGAUGUGGAGGAGGAGACCCAAAAUCCAGAUGUUGGAACCUCCAGAAGACCCAAAAUGGCCCCAAAAGUGCCCGAAACUCCGGGUUUGGGGGUUCAGACCCCAAAUCCAGAUGUUUCCAGACCCAAAAAUGGGGGUCAGAUGCUGGUGGUGGACAGUGACACAGAUGUGGAGGGGGAGGAGCCGCAUCCAGAUGUUGGGGCCGCCAGAAGACCCCAAAUGACCCCAAAAGUGCCUGAAACUCUGGGUUUGGGGGUUCAGACUCCGAAUCCAGAUGUUGAAGAGUGCAAAAAUGGCCGUGGGAUGCUGGUGGUGGACAGUGACACAGAUGUGGAGGAGGAGGAGCCACAUCCAGAUGUUGGGAGCUUAAAACCCCCCCAAAUGACCCUAAAAGACCCCAAAACUCCGGGUGUGGUGGUGGAGACCCCAAAUCCAGAUGUUGGGGCACCCAAAAUCGGUUGUGGGAUGUUGUUGGUGGACAGUGACACAGAUGUGGAGGAGGAGGCAACAAAUCCAGAUGUUGGGAGCGUUAAAAGGCCUAAAAUGGCUCUAAACCACCCCAAAACUCCAGAUGUGGCCAUGAAGACCCCAAAUCCAGAUGUUGGAAUACCAAAAAGGCCCAGAAUGACUCCAAAUGUCCCUGAAACUCCAGAUGUUGCGGUGGAGAGUGACACAGAUGUGGAGGGGGAGGAGCCACAUCCAGAUGUUGGGAGCCCAAAACCACCCAAAAUGGCCCCAAAAGUGCCCGAAACUCCGGGUUUGGGGGUUCAGACCCCAAAUCCAGAUGUUGAAGGCUCCAAAAACGGCUGUGGGAUGCUGGUGGUGGACAGUGACACAGAUGUGGAGGAAGAGGAGCCAAAUCCAGAUGUUGGGAGCCCAAAAACACCCAGAGUGACCCAAAAUGUCGCUGAAACUCCAGAUGUUGCGGUGGAGACCCCGAAUCCAGAUGUUGGGACCUCCAGAAGACCCAAAAUGGCCCCAAAAGUGCCCAAAACUCCAGGUUUGGGGGUUCAGACCCCGAAUCCAGAUGUUGGGAUGGAACAAAGGACGCUGACGGUGGACAGUGACACAGAUGUGGAGGAGGAGGCGACAAAUCCAGAUGUUGGGAGCCCAAAAACACCCAGAAUGACCCAAAACAUCCCUGAAACUCCAGGUUUGGGGGUUCAGACCCCAAAUCCAGAUGUUGAGGGGCCCAAAACCGGCUGUGGGCUGUUGCUGGUGGACAGUGACACAGAUGUGGAGGAGGAGGAGGAGGAGGGCUCAGAGGCCGACGUGGCCACCCAGCUGUUCCUCCCAGAUCCAGAUGAGGAGGAGGGGGAGGGGCCGGAUCCAGAUGUGGCCACCCAGCUGUUCGUCCUCGCUCCAGAUGUGGAGGAGCCUGAUCCAGAUGUUCGCCCCCCCAAAAGGGCCAAAAGGGCCCCCAAGGGUCCAGAUGUGGAGGGGGGGGAGGGGCCGGAUCCAGGUGUGGCCCCCCAGCUGUUCCGACCCCCGCCAGAUGUGGGGGAGGGGGGGGCGGAAUCGUCACAUCUGGAGCCGAAUUUGGGGCCUCGAGGGACCAAAAGGGGCAAAGGCCCCCAAGGUGACCCCCAGGACCCCGCCCGGCGCUCUGGCCCCGCCCACCAGGAACCAGAAGCUCCGCCCACCCCCCAGGUUCGCCGCAGUCAGCGAUUGGCCGGGAGCCGAGGGGGCGGAGCCUCCCCUGGCCCCGCCCCCACCAGAAAGGGGCGUGACCAAACCGUGCCCAAGCCACACCCCUCACCCAAGCCACGCCCACAGAGGAGACCAGCACAGGAGGAGGAGCAGGAGGAGGGGGCGUGUCCAGCAGAGGGCACCCAGCGCAGGCUCCGCCCCCGGGCGACACCAGGCCCCGCCCACAUCCGGGUGCUGUUCACGGGCGUGGUGGCCUCCCCCGCCCUCCUGGUGGCCCUGGGGGCCCUGGGGGGGGUGGUGGCCUCGUCGGUCCACGACUGCACCCACCUGGUGACGGACAGGGUGCGACGGACCCUCAAAUUCCUCUGCGCCCUCGCCAGGGGGGUGCCCGUGGUCACCCCAAACUGGCUCCUGGAGAGCUCCCGGUGUCACCGUCCCCUGUCCCCGGCCCCGUUCCUGCUCCGUGACCCCCCCCGGGAGCGACACUUCGGCUUCCGGCUCCGGGAGGCCCUGGACAGGGCCAGGGGACACCCCCUGCUCCAGGGCUACUCCAUCCACGUGACCCCCGGGGUGACGCCGGGCCCCGAGGCCAUGAGGGACAUUGUCACCUGCUGUGGGGGGACAUUCCUGGACACCCUGCCCCGGGCACAGCGGCCCCGGUGCCUGGUGGUGUCGUGCCCCGAGGACUCGGGGGAGCUGUGGGACCGGGCGGGGGCCGCGGGGCUGCCCCUCGUGUCCCCCGAGCUGCUGCUCUCGGGGGUCCUGCGCCAGCGCCUCGACGUCACCCCCUUCCUGCUCACCCCAAACCCCAACCCUCGGGGCCAGGGGAACCCCAAAAACACCGCCCGGGACACCCAGAACCCCAAAAACACGGCCCGGGACCCCAAAAACCCCAAAAACACGGCCCGGGACCCCAAAAACCCCGAAAACACGGCCCGGGACACCGAGAACCCCAAAAACACGGCCGGGAAUACCCUGAACUCAGAGACCCCAAAAAACGCACCCCGGGACCCCAAAAACCCCAAAAACACGGCCCGGGACAGCCCGAACUCAGAGACCCCAAAAAACGCACCCCGGGACCCCAAAAACCCCAAAAACACAGCUGGGCACACCCUGAACUUAGAGACCCCCAAAAACACACCCCAGGACCCCAAAAGCACAGCCUGGGACACCCCCAACUCAGAGACCCCCAAAAACACACCCCAGGACCCCAAAAACACAGCCCGGGACCCCAAAAAACCCAAAAACACAAUUAGGGACACCCCGAACUCAGAGACCCCCAAAAACACAGCCCAGGACCCCAAAAACAGAGCCAGGGACACCCCGAACUCAGAGACCCCCAAAAACACAGCCCGGGACCCCCAAAAUGCACCCAAGGAGCCCAAAAAGCACAAGUUCUCUGCGGUCGGUCCCGCUCGUGUGGGGGAGUGA
This is a messenger RNA of Chiroxiphia lanceolata (lance-tailed manakin), 4917 nucleotides long. RefSeq names its product mediator of DNA damage checkpoint 1 (gene MDC1). The transcript is spliced from 16 exons. Lineage: Eukaryota; Metazoa; Chordata; Aves; Passeriformes; Pipridae. The record is from RefSeq and is a predicted model, not a curated record. Bases 1 to 4917 code for a protein of 1638 amino acids.